AGUGGCUCGAUUGGCACGCUACAUAGAAAGGGAGUCAGAGUCGAUCGUUAUGCUGGCCGCUACUGAGACCUCACUGACGCUGCUACUGAAAGGAAAGCAAGAAACCCGGCAGAAUUUGGUCAAAGAACUGACGAAUAUUAAUGCAGACUUGUCCACCAAAGGGAUUACAAUCCACAUUCCCGUUCUUUUUAAAUUCGACACGCGUGGUUUUGAACCGGAGAACAUUACGCUGAAGACGCUGAACGGUCAGCUGGCGGUGCAGGCCAAGCGCCAGGAAACCGACGGGGAAUAUCAUUGCGCUCGUCAGCUUGAUAUGACGGUUAGAAUUCCGGAGGAGGUUAAUGUGGAGGAACUGAAAGGUUACAUUAGUGGCGACGGAUUCUUACAUAUGGAAUCGUUGUACACGGCACCGGCUAUCGAGCAGAAGGAGGAGUUCCGGGAGAUUCCCAUCACCCAUGAAUAACCCAAAGCCGUGGAACAGGCCAAGAAGUGAGAAAGCGGCCGCGAAUGGGACCAGCACGACUGAAUGGUAAAAGUUAAUUCUCUAUUUAUCGUUUGUUUCGCACGGUUUCAUUUUUUUGUAACUCCAGUGAUGGAAUUAAUUCCCUGGUAAUUUUUUUGUCGGCUCUAGCCGUUAUAAUCUUGAUGAGGAAAUGGUGAGUUUCUUGUGGUCUCAAACGAUUGAUCUUUCUGCUGGUACAUGAUAUCAUGAUGCUGGUCUCAUGUUGCAUUUAUCGACAGUCCGCUGCUUGAUUUAGCGAAUUAAUCUGUUUGUAUUUUGCGUUAUAAUAAAAUACAAUUCUGGAAA
Messenger RNA from Paramacrobiotus metropolitanus, 808 nucleotides. RefSeq names its product heat shock protein 30-like. Gene Ontology annotation, molecular function: protein folding chaperone. Gene Ontology annotation, biological process: response to heat; protein refolding. NCBI's taxonomy places the organism in Eukaryota, Metazoa, Tardigrada, Eutardigrada, Parachela, Macrobiotidae. The record is from RefSeq and is a predicted model, not a curated record. The coding region runs from base 50 to 463 and encodes 137 amino acids. The transcript is spliced from 2 exons.